UAGGGCUAAAAACAGCCUGGCUGUUUGUGCGUGUGUGUGGGGGGCGGGGGGUCGGACUUUCCACUGAGCAGCAGGAGGGGCUUUUAGGCUUUAAAAGAGGAUGACUGCACUGUUAAGACAACAACAGCGAGAUCUGGGACUUGUCUGCACCGUUCGUCUCUUGUUGGUCUUGUCUCUCUAUCCGGAAGAGUACCCGUUCAGAUUCAGAAAUGGGGCUUCGCUCAGACCCAGACGGCCUCCAAAAUCAAGGUGGGAGAUCUGCAGGUGGAGAAGGAUGGUUCAGAGGAGCACUGCAGAGGAUUUUGAGACAACCCACACCUAAUGAUGGUGGUGUAAACAAUCACUCUGCCACUGAUGGAAACCAGUCACCAAAUAAUGAAAAUCUUGAUGCAGUAAACCUCACAUUUGAGCAGCUUCUGGAGGAAAAGCACUUUUACGAGGCCAGCCUGCUGCUUACAAGCAGAGAGAAUCAUCUGUUUGGGGAGCUAACUGAGGAAGUGUCACUUCAACUUCACAAGGAUGAGAUAGAUAAACUUGCUGCAGACCGUCGUGACCUGCAAACGCUUGUCCUGCAGACUGUGCAGCAGACUCUGCAACUCAGCCUGCAAGACAUCAACAGUGAGGCAGCUGCUUCCCCUCUGACAACUUUAACAUCUGCUGUGAAUGCCAUAUAUCAGCAGGAAGAGCAGGACCAGCUGUGGAAGCAUAUAAAGUGUCGGUGUCCCAGCAACUGGAAGAAACUCCACGACUCAACACUUCGUGCUUUGGUAGCAAGCCGGAUGGAUGCGCCAUCAGCAGACCCUGCUGGCCUUGGAGAGCAGUCAUCUCUCCAGUUAGACAUCCACUGCAUGGGCAGGCAACUGAAGGAGGACCUACUGCUGGUGGUCAACACGGUGAGGAGAUGCUACCCACCAGAGGCGGACAUCUGUCAUUUUUAUGCUUUGCUGUAUCACCAAACCUUCAGCGCCAGACUCAAGAAGAUCGCAGACUUUGUUCUGGACGAUAAGGACUGCACUUUCCUCUUGCGCUGGGUGAACGACUACUAUCCAGGGAUCCUUGAAAAGCCAGAACUGGCCAGUGAUAUCAACUCUGCAGCACUUGGAAAGCUGCUGCCUAAAGAAUUACUGGAACCUCUGGAGGAGCAGUACCUGAGCAAGCAAAAGGACGAGCUGGCAACUUAUAUGGGCCGAGUCCUGGAGGAAGAAAGAAAAAAAUGGAAUAAAGGACACAAACCUUCAGGAGAUGACAGCUGCGACUUAAAUCCUCUGGCCUAUGACAUCAUUCAGUUCAUCAAUGGUAUGGUGACAGCAGGAAAUGUUGUCACAGGAAGCCUGGACAAAGCCCAAAGGAUCACAUGGCCUCUCACAGAUUUAGUACAGAGAUUCAAAGCUUUUCAAGAAGAUAUCAUCAUGCAGAACAGACCGAACAGCAAAGCAUACAUCAAAGCAAACCUGGGCAGUAUUGAACAGUUCAGGGAUGUCAUCCAAAGAAAAGAAGAUCUGUUCCCAAAGAAAGUGCAGAGAACCUGUCUGACUGUUUUGACUGAGAUGAAGCAAUCUGCCCAUAUGUACUUAUUAAGCCCUGUGCACAAACUUCUCAAGCCACAGUACCGGAAGCUGGGAACCAGUGACUGGCUGAAGAAGAAUGUGUUUGACAAGCUGCUGGACAGCAUCGAACAAGAGCUUCAGGAACUUCAAUGUCCAGCUAAGUCCAGUCAUCAGGAGCUGAUUGGCCUAUUUCACCAGGAAGUGACACAAGAGUAUGUCAAGAGGCUCCUGAGGGUAGAAGUAAAACUGAAGGACAAGGAACAGCAGCAGGCGGCUUGCACGAUUAUGAUGGACAAUGCAGAGAGUUUGCACACGCUGUUCACCAGAAUGGGAUCAAAGGAGGAUUGGCUAAAGGAAAUCCUCAUCAAGAUUGCAGAAGUGUUGAAACUCCAAGAUAUCCCUGCCAUACAGGUGCAAAUGGUUUCUCUGGGAUCUGCUUAUCCUGACCUCAGAGAAAAACAUGUUUCGGCUCUCCUCAAACUGAAGACAAACAUUUCCAAAGGUGACAGGAAAACCAUCAAAGAAACUCUUUCAGACAUUCUGAAACAAACCAGCGCUGGCACCGUCAGCCGUCAGCCAUUUUUCUCCAAAAUUGAGGUCAAAUGAGCCGCAGACUUUUCUCAAGUUUAACCAUUUAAACACUGUCUGAGAGCUUGGAUGUACAGAAUCAUGUAAUAUAGCUUUUUGAAUGUGUGCUUAACACUGGUGCUUUCAGUGCAUCUGUUUAAAGAUGCAAAGCUGGAAAUAUAAUUGAGGGAAUUAAAAAACAAGUC
Molecule: messenger RNA, 2320 nt
Organism: Melanotaenia boesemani (Boeseman's rainbowfish)
Lineage: Eukaryota; Metazoa; Chordata; Actinopteri; Atheriniformes; Melanotaeniidae
Gene: tnfaip2b
Product: tumor necrosis factor, alpha-induced protein 2b
Exons: 12
Coding region: 210-2153 (647 amino acids)
Biological process (GO): exocytosis; exocyst localization
Cellular component (GO): exocyst
Molecular function (GO): SNARE binding
Source: RefSeq, a predicted model, not a curated record